This is a messenger RNA of Adineta ricciae, 1629 nucleotides long. Lineage: Eukaryota; Metazoa; Rotifera; Eurotatoria; Adinetida; Adinetidae. The record is from the annotation of a GenBank genome assembly.
AUGAAUAGUUUGUCAAAUAAGAAAGAUAAUGUUGAAUUGCUUGAUCUACCUGAUGAAUUAAUAUUAACUGUUGUGAAAAUGGGUGAUUUUCAAAUAUCUUUCCUUUGUUCCAUAAUUGACGUAGGCAAUCGUCGUUUGGAGCAACUCACAUUUGAUCAAUGCCGUAGGAUUGAUCUAGUAGUUGAUUAUAUUGAAGCGAAAGAGUCGUCAUUACUUAGGAAACGAUUAUAUUCUGAUAUUAUGCCGCGUAUAUAUGAUCAAAUUCAAUCGUUAACAAUCAAUAUUCAUCACGUAGCAUCUAUUCAAAAAUUUCUCGAACGAAAUUACAAUGGAAUUCUCCCAAACUUAAUACAUUUGAGGAUUCGACUUUGUGUUAAGCAUUCGAAAUCCGGGAUACGGUAUAGAUUAGGAAGCCGUCGAAUGUGUUUUCUUGAAUUGUGGGAGCAACCACUUUUUACGAUCGUGGCUCACUGUUUUUUCCUACCAGAGUUCAGUAUUGGUGAACAUUUAACUAAACUAUGUCGAUCAUCAGUGGUCCGUUCGGUUCGAUCGCUUGAGGUUGACGAUUGCUGCAGUUUAAUCAACAGUUUUCGCAAAGGUGAAAGAUAUUUCACUGAUGUGCCGCGGCUGACUCACAUUCGCUUAUCUUUAUUGGAUUUCUAUCAAUGUGUUAAUCUAUUAUUAGAAUUAGGCCCACAACUUCAUUCACUUGUGAUAACUUUAGGAAGGUGUGUUUCAUUCAAUUCUGACUUAAGAUCUGAUUUAGAAGCGAUUUCAUGUCCUAAGUUGAAACAAGUGAAAAUGACAAUUUAUGAAAACUUCGAUGAGUAUGAAACAUGUUUUUCUCUUCUACGAUGUUUGUCAAGCGUUGAAUAUUUAACAUUAUUAUUAGCUAUAGGCAAGAAUGGCGUCGAACCCAAUCAUUUUAUUGAUGAAUUAGUUCUUGAAAAAAGUAUGCUUAGGUACAUGUAUCAUCUUCGUCAAUUCAAAUUUCAUAUUCGUUCAAUUUUAAAAUAUGCUUCACAUCAUAUGAUGAAUGAAAUCCAUGAAAGUUUUCUACGACAACAACCGUUCAACUGUGUGUAUGAUUAUUUCAAGAAUAAUUAUGGACAAUGUCAAAUAUAUUCAAUACCAUUCGUUGGUACUCGUCUUGACUUUAUUUCAAAUCGAUUCCCUUUGUUUGAUGGUACAUUCUCAAGCGUUACAACUUUACUCAUUUUUGAUGAUGUAUUACCGUUUGAAAAUAGUUUUUUUCAACGUCUCGCUCAAGCUUUACCUCGACUUAAAACACUCGAAAUAAGAAAUGAACUCGGACAACAGCAGAAAGCGAUGGCAGCAAACAUGAAUACCGAUCGUAUUCACUUUCCUCAUUUGACUGUGCUUAUUUUAUAUGUUAUUCAUAUGGAUUACGCGGAACAAUUUCUUUGUCAAAUUCAUCAUUCGUCUCUAGUCGAACUUGCGAUUAACAAAGAGAUUCUAUUAGCAAUCAUCGAACAAAAUCAUCCACAAGCAAGAGACAACUGUUCGAGAAUAGGAUCAUUACUUACGUCGAAACCUUCUUAUGAAAUAAUAGAUAAGAUUGAAGAGUUUUUUCCAGUAGCUGAGUACUUCAAACAUAUAAAAGAAUAA